Arabidopsis arenosa is the source of this 2216-nucleotide messenger RNA. Lineage: Eukaryota; Viridiplantae; Streptophyta; Magnoliopsida; Brassicales; Brassicaceae. The record is from the annotation of a GenBank genome assembly.
GAGAGAAAGCUUAAGCCCUAAUUUUCAUCAGAGAAGAAGAUGUGGAAGAAAGGGGAGCUAGUUUGGGUAAGCCUUAGCUCUUCAGAUACAUGGAUUCCGGGUCGAAUUCUUGAUCCAUCCGAAUCGUUAGUGUCGUUCUUCGGCUUAAUGGAGCCGCGUUACGUUCCAAAACCUUGUCUUCGAAGCUUCGAUCGCGAUUUUAAAACCUUGAUUUCAGAUUCACGGAAGAUUCGCCGGUUUGUGAAUCGAGCUCUGCGAGCUCACUUUUGGAAUAUCUCGUUUGGGUUAUGGUGUUCUUGCCAGCCACUUAUUGAUUCGCCUUACUUCGAUAGAGAAAAUUCUCUCCCAUGGUUUCCUCUAUCUUCGGAUUCGGCUCUGGGUUUUGUUCGAGACAUGGCGAUUUCGAUUCGAGUGCCUCUCUGGAGAUUAGCUGAGACCAACAGUUCGAGUGCUCAAAUCCUUAGUUUUCGGCGUUACAUUGUUGAUUUUAAGCGUUCCAAAUCUGUCUAUGAGGAAGCUAUAGAAAGUGCAGAGCUAAUGGAUCGCUCUGAAGAAUCAGAUUGGUGUCUUGAAUACUCAAACAAGAUGGACUUGGUUUCUAUGUUUCCUGAGAUUGUGGAUGCAGACGUGGAAAGUAGUAGAGAUUUGAUUCUAAGUGAUCCAUUGCCAAAGGAUGUUCUUUGUUGUCCUUCUCCUUCUUUUGUGCAGCCUGUUGAUAAAGUUGUUCAGAUUUGCACAUGGAAUACGAGAAACCCUCUAACCAACUCUAAUUCUAGCACCAUGAAAGCUUGUGAAACUAUGGCUCGAAUAGCUGUUCAUGAGGAUGAUGGUCACCGGUCUAAGAGUAAUGAUUGCUGUCAAGUUGUGCAGAGUAUCUGCUUACUGAAUUCAGAACCUCCUAUUGAAGAUAUGAUAGAGGAAGACACCACUUCUGUUCCUGCCCCAAGAGUUGAUGUAUCAGAAGCACUUCCUGAUGGUAUGAUUGAAACUCAUGAUGACAUCAUUGGUUUGGUUGAUGGACCUGUGAUAUCGCCAAAGCAACUGUCACCCUUGCUUGAUGGGAGUAACGACAAGGUUUAUUUGGCAAAGCCUGUUUCUUUUGUUGUUCCGGGAGCCUGUCACACUCUAGCUUGUUCAGUGAGAAAGAAAUAUGCUAGCCCAAGAAACAAGCUUGAUAGCUCUAUCAUCAGUAAGAAAUAUGCUAGCCCAAGAAACAAGCUUGAUAGCUCUAUCGUCAGUGCCAAUACCUUGAAUGAGCAGUCGUUAGAUAGGAAUAGUCUUAAUGGAACACGAGAAAAUUGCUCUAACGAUGCGUUGGAGUCGCAUAUUGUAGAGGUGGGACAGGUUUCGCUACAUAGUACAGACACUUCAAACAAAGAAUUAAGUUCUGAUGAUGUAGGCAUAGCACCUGCAGAACAAUUGCGAGAUUUAGAAGCUGGUACAACUGUUGAAAACCAGGCAAGAUCAGUUGAUAAUGUCAGAUCCAUUGGUGUCAAAAGGAAAGCAAGUCGAGACAAACCACGUAACUCCAAGAGAAAAAAGAAAGCAGGCCAACAAUCUAUUUCUACUGAUAAACCGCUGAAUCUACACCUGAUGAAAGAUAUGCGGCUUGCUAAUCCAAAAUCUUUGCGAAUGAAGUUCUUGAGCAGACAUGGGGAUCUCCCAUCCAAAUCAGAACUGUUGAAGAGAUUCUGUGUGUUUGGGAAAGUAGAUGCUUCAAGAACUGAUGUAAACCCAGAAGAUAGCUCUGCAAAAGUAGUAUUCAUGCAGAGCAUAGAUGCAGUGACGGCUUAUCAAUUUGCUAGGAGCAAAAAGUUUAGACUAGGACGGUCUAAGGUUACAUAUCGCCUCGACCCCUUCGAGGAAGACAAUGAAGUAAACAAAGUUCCUUUGUCUCAGAAGCCUCAAAAGUCUGUUCCAUCACCAAAAUCAUGUCUCAAGGAACAUGGUUCGGAAGAUAAAGAGGAGGGAAGAAGGAAUCUGAAGGUGAAAUUUCAAAUGGAGACUAACUCAUGAAUCCGAUGACACCAUCAUCUCAAUAGUUUUGUGCAUAGCUUAUGUCGCUCUCACGGGAAUUCCUUGUAAUGUAGCUACGGUCUGUUCCUAACGAAGAACUUGCACUUUUUUUUGGCCCCGAAGCUUUUGUGUAAUCAUGGCUUGUUUUGUAUUAGAGAUGACAUAGUUUGUACUUGACUAUAUAAAAUAGCUUUAACGGU